Messenger RNA from Prosopis cineraria, 1084 nucleotides. Its product is annotated as protein STRICTOSIDINE SYNTHASE-LIKE 5-like. NCBI's taxonomy places the organism in Eukaryota, Viridiplantae, Streptophyta, Magnoliopsida, Fabales, Fabaceae. Bases 1 to 1017 code for a protein of 338 amino acids. Gene Ontology annotation, molecular function: strictosidine synthase activity. The record is from RefSeq and is a predicted model, not a curated record. Gene Ontology annotation, biological process: biosynthetic process. The transcript has 4 exons.
AUGAAAUCUCCUUCGCUGCACUUAAUAUUUCUGUCUAUUUAUCUACUCGGAGAACUCUAUUCGCGUAUAUCAAUUCCAAAGCAAAUGUCACCUUGGUCGAAUCAGACAAGGCAUUUUGCUGUGGUCUUUACGAUCAUGUCCUCCAUGGUGGUGGCUCCGGUUCUAUGCCGGCGAUGGGAGGUUAUGGGAAUGGGACAAGUGGAGGGACCUGAAGACUUGGUUUACGACGGAGGUGGCGGAGGUGUGAUAUAUGCAGGGUGUAGCGAUGGGUGGAUCAAGCGAGUCACGGUGAACGAUUCGGUGUCUGACUUGGUGGUCCAUAACUGGGUCAACACCGGAGGAAGACCUCUCGGUCUUGCUUUGAGCUCCAAUGGUGAUAUCUUAGUCAGUGACGCGGACAAGGGAUUGAUGAGAGUGACAAAGGAGGGAAAGGUUAGGGUGUUGGUGGAGGAGGUUGGGGGAGUGAGGUUCAAGUUAACAGACGGAGUGGAUGUUGCGGAAGAUGACACCAUUUAUUUCACAGACGCUUCUUACAAAUACAGUUUAAGUAAUUUCAUGCUUGACUUCUUGGAAGGGAAGCCUCAUGGCAGACUCAUGAGCUUUGAUCCUUCAACCAACCACACCACACUUUUGGCCUCUAAACUCUACUUUGCCAAUGGGGUUGCAGUCUCGCCAGAUCAGCAAUAUGUGGUCUUUUGUGAAACCCUCAUGAGAAGAUGCAGAAAAUAUAACAUAAAGGGCUCUAAGAAGGGCAAAAUUGAAAAUUUCGUUCAGCAUCUGCCUGGUCUUCCCGAUAACAUUCAUUAUGACGCACAAUCACAACUUUAUUGGAUUGCCAUGACCAUGUCUUCAAACGAGACAAGUGGUGCGGGCCUUGUUGGGGUGGAUAUGGAAGGAAAAGCAAAAUGUGGUUACAAUGAUAGAGAGUUGGCUUUGGUUUCAAGUGGCAUUAGGAUCGGAAGUUUCAUCUACUGUGGCUCUUUGCUCUAUCCCUUCAUCCUUCGUCUCCGUCUCUAGAUCUUCCAUUAUUCAGCGCCUCUAUAAUUUAUCUUCACCCUUGAUCCGAAAAUACAUAUAUACAUAU